Molecule: messenger RNA, 1503 nt
Organism: Poecilia reticulata (guppy)
Lineage: Eukaryota; Metazoa; Chordata; Actinopteri; Cyprinodontiformes; Poeciliidae
Source: RefSeq, a predicted model, not a curated record
AUGCUAACGUGGGCAGGAGUUGAGUAUGAUGAAGAUGAUGWAGACUUUUUUGCCCCUGCAGUGACAAAAGAGACAAUGGACGACAGCAGCCAUGACGACAACAGCCAUGAUCGCCAAGAACACUCUACCCUGGAUAAUGAAUUUGAAUUGCCUGAUACCAGCGUGUCCUGUGUUCACAACCAGAACUGCAUUUUACCAUGUCGGAUCAAAGAAAGGAUUGACUCCAUAUAUUGGUGGUAUGGAAGUCGACAGUCUCCGAUUGUACAGUGUUACCGUGGUAACUUCAGCUACUCUGAGAGCUUCAGAUCCAGAGCGUCUCUGUUUGAGGAUCAGAUCUCCAGAGGAAACGGCGAUCUGCUGCUGAGAGGAGUGAAGGUUGAUGAUGAGGGCAGUUAUAGGUGUCAUCCAUUUAUAAAUGAGCCGCACAGUGGUCUGGAAACAGCUCGACGUACAGGAGUAGUUCCACCUCGCACAUAUUAUAUAUUUGUUGUUCACCUUGCAGUAGAAGCUCCAGUCUCUGACAUCAGGAUCCAUCAGGAUGGAAACAGGAUCACCUGCAGCUCAGAGGGGAUCUACCCUCAACCUGAACUCACCUGGUCCACUGAGCCUCCAUCCAACACGGCUCUGAAUGAAACUACCAGGAUCCAUCAGACUGAAGAUCAGCUUUACGACAUCAGCAGCUCUUUGACGGGUCCAGAUAACGAGACGGAUCUGAUCUACAGCUGCAGCAUCAGAACCAGGAGGAACCAGAGGAGAACAACUUUAACUGAACCCGCCUCUGUGGGUUUCUCAGGUUCUCAGGUUACAAUCUGCUGCUCUUCCUUCAACAUUUCUGCCUCCAGUUUGGUCUGGAGGUUCAACCACAGUCAGAUCAUCCUGACCAAGACUGACAGAAACAUCUACAACGUCUCAGAGGACUGGAGGAAACAUGUGAGGAGUGUUUCAGCGUCCGGCAGCCUCACGUUACAGGAUCUGACCACAGAUCAGGAGGGAGUUUACAGCUGUGAGCUCAGUGAUGAUGAGGAGACGAUUAUAACUCACCUCUAUCUGAGGAGGACUGGAGAGAAUCUGGUGGUUUCUGAGCUCGUCAGACGGACGGUGGUUUGUGUUGUGGUUGCAGCAGCAGCAGCUGGAUUCAUGAGGCUCUACAAGAAGAAAAUGGAGGAAAGUGAAGCUCCGCAGCUUUAAACCUUUCAUUCAUUCAGACUGGUUUGGUGUUAAUUCUCACCAUGUUUUACCGUCAACAUGAUCCAUGAGCUUUGAUGUAGUUUUAUGUUCAUGUUUUUUUAAUUCUUUCCUUAUAUUUGCAUGUAUUUAAGAUUUUACUGUAUGUUUCAUGUUCUGCCCAGCAGGGGGCGCAGCUAAACAUUUAUUUUCUACCAGCUAAACUUUUUCAGAAUCUUUAUUGAUGCCACGAUCUUCAUUUCUGUUGGAAGAUUUUUACAUAAUGUUCUGUUAUUGUAUAAAUACUUUGUUCUUUAAAUAAAGCAACUAAGAUUUAAA